Seriola dumerili (greater amberjack) is the source of this 2078-nucleotide messenger RNA. Its product is annotated as gamma-aminobutyric acid receptor subunit alpha-2-like. The transcript is spliced from 10 exons. Gene Ontology annotation, cellular component: dendrite membrane; GABA-A receptor complex; synapse. The coding region runs from base 173 to 1540 and encodes 455 amino acids. Gene Ontology annotation, molecular function: GABA-A receptor activity; transmitter-gated monoatomic ion channel activity involved in regulation of postsynaptic membrane potential; GABA-gated chloride ion channel activity. Gene Ontology annotation, biological process: gamma-aminobutyric acid signaling pathway; chloride transport; signal transduction. The record is from RefSeq and is a predicted model, not a curated record. Lineage: Eukaryota; Metazoa; Chordata; Actinopteri; Carangiformes; Carangidae.
GCUGGCUGGGACUAUGAUUUAUCAAUGCUCGCAGCUUUGUUCUCAUGACAGACUUGCACUCGUCCAGUCUCAUCAGACCAGGAGAGAGCGGUGAAUUCUCCUUAACUUUCCUGCAUCUUCGACGAUUCCAGCUGCAGCAGGUACUUUCUGCACUUGAGGUGUUGAAGCAGCCAUGUGGAGCAGAGAGAGCGCUUCUCUACUUCUCAUCUGCCUGCUGGCGCUCACAGCUCUCUGGAAAACCAGAUCGGUGAAUGCCGAUGCCACAUCUGAUGCCUUUAAAACCAACAUCACCCUGUUCACACGGAUCCUGGACAGACUGCUGGAUGGAUAUGACAACCGUCUACGGCCUGGUCUCGGAGACAGGGUAACUGAGGUGAAGACAAACAUCUAUGUCACCAGCUUUGGACCAGUUUCAGACACAGAUAUGGAGUACACCAUAGAUGUUUUUUUCCGGCAAAGCUGGAAGGAUGAGAGGUUGAAAUUUCAUGGACCGAUGAAUAUUUUGCCCCUCAACAACCUGAUGGCGAGUAAGAUCUGGACUCCAGACACCUUCUUCCACAAUGGGAAAAAGUCUGUGGCUCAUAACAUGACCAUGCCUAAUAAACUGCUGAGGAUCAAAGAUGACGGAACGCUGCUGUACACCAUGAGGUUAACUGUGCAUGCAGAGUGCCCAAUGCAUCUGGAGGAUUUCCCCAUGGACUUUCAUUCCUGUCCACUAAAAUUUGGCAGCUAUGCCUACACAAUCUCAGAAGUGACUUAUGCUUGGACUCGAAAUGCCUCCGACUCUGUGGUAGUGGAAGGAGAAAGCUCCCGCCUGAACCAGUACGACCUGCUCGGACAAACAGUCGGACAAGAAACUAUCAAGUCAAGUACAGGUGAAUACACAGUGAUGACGGCUCAUUUCCACCUGAAGAGAAAGAUUGGCUACUUUGUCAUCCAGACGUACCUCCCGUGCAUCAUGACUGUCAUUCUUUCCCAAGUGUCUUUCUGGCUGAAUAGGGAAUCGGUGCCAGCUAGGACUGUGUUUGGUGUAACCACCGUUCUCACGAUGACAACACUGAGUAUAAGUGCAAGGAACUCCCUUCCCAAGGUUGCUUAUGCCACUGCCAUGGACUGGUUCAUCGCUGUCUGUUACGCCUUUGUCUUCUCCGCUUUGAUUGAGUUUGCCACUGUCAAUUACUUCACAAAGCGCGGCUGGGCUUGGGAUGGAAAGAGUGUCGUGAAUGACAAGAAAAAAGAGAGGGCAUCCGUCGUCAAGAAGAAUAAUGCCUACGCUGUAGCAGUGGCCAACUACGCGCCUAACAUCACCAAGGACUCCAGCACACUUCCAACCAUCGCCAAAGGUGGAGCUCCGGAGCCCAACAAGGCCAAAGCAGAUGGCAAAGCCCAAGAAAGCAAGAAGACAUUCAACAGUGUUAGCAAAAUUGACAGGAUGUCAAGGAUUUUGUUUCCGGUUCUCUUUGGCACCUUCAAUCUCGUCUACUGGGCCACCUACUUAAACAGAGAACCCGUUAUAAAGGAUAUGGUCCCCUCUACUUAGAGACCACUUUUAAUGGGUUCUGAUCUGGGGACUAAGAGAUGAACCAAAUACCUCCAGCAACUGUGUACACAUACCUUUGCAGAGUCAAGUCCUGGAUUGCAGUGUGAUCCUCUAUCUCCGCCUGUUUUCUACACCGUCUGCAGCACUUUUGAGGAGCCUGGCUUUUGUAAAUGUGUAUGUAUAUUUAUAUUCAUGGUUUUAUGGUGACAUAUUGUGUGAUUACUUCGAUUAGAGUGCAUAUUUCCUUGAAAGUAUGUUUCCAGUUACAGUAUGUGGCCACUGUACAUACAAAUCAAAUGAGGAGUAAACAUUAACACAUACAUUUUAUUUAAGAUUACUUCUAAACGUGUUGUUUUGCUGGUAAUGCCCACUCUCUUGAUAUUACAGUAUAUAUAUAUUUUUCUUUUGAGUGAAAGUGACUGCUUAUAUCAUAUUUCUUUCUGUCUCUGCCAUCUAAGAGUGGCUUUUUUCUGUCCAAGCCAAUGCAAAAACACACUUGUAUAAUACUGUUACAGUGUAAAAGUUGUUUUAUUAUCUG